Molecule: messenger RNA, 715 nt
Organism: Myripristis murdjan (pinecone soldierfish)
Lineage: Eukaryota; Metazoa; Chordata; Actinopteri; Holocentriformes; Holocentridae
Exons: 3
Coding region: 68-715 (215 amino acids)
Source: RefSeq, a predicted model, not a curated record
ACCAAACAUCAUUUUCACAUCAGUUUCCUCCACACAGCAGCAUUACUGGACCACUGUGACCUGAUUGAUGCCGAGAAGGAUGAACUUCAUUCUGCUGACAGCCAGCAUCAUCACUCUCGCUCUCACUCAAGAGUGGCAGGAAGUGGUAAUGCAUGGCAAUAAUGUGAGAAGUGACUUUGUACCACCUAGAAAAGGGCCUUGUGAGAUGAAAAACAACGAGUCUGCUUACAGGGAAUUUUCCCGUAAACAUUUGCUGACCGAGUCCUUUGACACAAAAUCAAAACCUGCAUGGAAAAAGUACCUGACGAAGAAGGGCCUCUGCAAGAGAACUGAAGUGCAAUCAUUCCUCAACUCGAGAGACUGCCGAAAAGUCAAGGGCAUCUGCAACGGCCACGGCACCCGCAAGCAAAUCCCUUAUAAUCUGAAUGAGAACAUAUGCAUCAGCGACACUAAAAUGACUGUAUACGAUGUCAAAGUGAAUAUGUCCAGCAAGCUUUGUACAGUUAUAAAGGCAGAACAACGUAAAGGCUACGUAAUGGUGGCUUGUGAUGAAGUUGGAAACCGCUGCCGGCCUGUCCAUUAUCAGAGGUACAACGGGGAGACGCCUGAUCCCAAAGCCCAACGCUGCAAUCCUGCUGUUUCCCAAAACCCUUCAUUUUUCCAGGUGUGGCAUAUUAUCACUCUCAUCUGCAUCCUGACAACAGAAACCUGUUGA